Messenger RNA from Linum tenue, 1227 nucleotides. NCBI's taxonomy places the organism in Eukaryota, Viridiplantae, Streptophyta, Magnoliopsida, Malpighiales, Linaceae. The record is from the annotation of a GenBank genome assembly.
AUGAAAUGCGACCAAGAAGUAGAGCCUAUUGUGAACACGAAGCACUCUUAUAUUCUCAGGCUGGCCUUCAAGACAAGUAAAGGGAUUAGCCUUCCACAAUGGCUUUCCUGUUUCGAUGUGUACCCUUACCUCGAGAGGUUAGCUAAGGAUGCUGCUCAUGCAAUUCUUGAGCACACAGAAGGCAAACCAGACCUCAUCAUGGGGAACUAUAGUGAUGGGAACUUGGUGGCCACUCUUGUGGCCAGUAAACUUGGCUUCCCUUUGCGGACAAUUGCUCAUGCUUUGGAGAAAACCAAGUAUGAAGACUCAGAUGCCAAGUGGAAGGAGCUCGAUCCAAAGUACCAUUUCUCAUGCCAAUUCACAGAUGACAUGAUUGCAAUGAAUGCUGCUGAUUUCAUCAUCACCAGCACCUACCAAGAAAUCGCUGGAAGCAAGGAAAAGUCAGGACAGUAUGAGAGCCACACUGCCUUCACAAUGCCAGGGCUGUGCCGAGUUGUAUCCAGAGUCAACGUUUUCUAUCCAAAGUUCAACAUCGCUGCACAUGGAGCUUACCAAUCUGUCUACUUCCCAAACACCAAGAAGUCAAGAAGGCUGACCUCUUUCCAUCCUGUCGUUGAAGAGCUGCUCUACAUCAAGGAUGAGAAUAGUGAUCACAUUGGGUACCUAAAUGACCUGGAGAAACCGAUAAUAUUCUCCAUGGUGAGGCUGGACAUAGUGAAGAACGUGACAGGGCUCACAGAGUGGUAUGGAGAGAACAAGAGGAUAAGGAACUUGGUCAAUCUUGUCAUAGUUGGAGGAUUCUUCAACCCAUCGAAAUCGAACGACAGAGAAGAGAUGGCUGAGAUUAAAAAGAUGCAUACUUUGAUGGAGAAGUACCAAUCGAAGGGACAAAUGAGAUGGAUUGCAGCUCAAACCGAUAGGUACCGAAAUGGAGAGCUUUACUGUUGUAUUGCAGACACCAAAGGAGCAUUCGUGCAACCUGCAUUCUGCGAGGCGUUCGGUCUUACCGUAAUUGAAACCAUGAACAGUGGGCUGCCAACUUUUGCCACCGUUCAUGGAGGGCCUGCAGAGAUAAUCGUUGAUGGGGUCUUGGGCUUCCACAUUGAGCCUUACAAUGGAGAUGACAUGGGGAGCAAGCUUGUUGAGUUCUUUGAGAAGUGCAAGGCGCAUCCUGGUUAUUGGAAUAAAAUAUCAGCUGCUAGUCUUCAGAGAAUCAAUGAAUGGUAA